Ruditapes philippinarum (Manila clam) is the source of this 1958-nucleotide messenger RNA. RefSeq lists its product as uncharacterized. The transcript has 6 exons. The coding region runs from base 374 to 1567 and encodes 397 amino acids. Lineage: Eukaryota; Metazoa; Mollusca; Bivalvia; Venerida; Veneridae. The record is from RefSeq and is a predicted model, not a curated record.
CUACUGGUGGGAUUUCAACCAAACUUUACAGGAGUGAUCAUAACCAUCCUUAGUUGUACCGAUCGCCGGCAUGUUCCCCUUAACUGCACAACAUGGCUGCCAAAACUAAAAAUAGAAAAGUCUUGUCGGACAUUCACAGGUCAAACUACUGGUGGAAUUUCAGCCAAACUUCAAAGGGGUGAUCAGUACCGUCCUAAGUUGUGCACGUCGCCAGCACUUCCCCUUCUCUGCACAAAAUGAACGCCAGAGCUUAAAUAGACAAGAGAGCCAUGAUGACCCUAGAUCGCUCACCUGACCCAUCAAACUCAAUCGAACAAUCACCUAGACAAGCAUUCUGACCAAGUUUCAUGACAGAUAUCGGUAGUUUAUCAGGAUGGCACAUCAACUUCAGUUAGAGAAGGAAAACUACAGACAGUGGGUAAAGGCUGGUUUAGGACUAGGAUAUUUAAAAGAGGGACUCGUACCAUUCUGUAAUGACAUAGCUGACCAACAACAUAAGGAUAUCUUACAGAACAUAAGGUCUACAAAAGCAUUACCAUCAACUGUGACGUGUGGCAGCUGUCAAGUUGAUACUCUCAAGCCAGACCAUAAGCCAGUAGGUAAUGCUGGAUUCAAAGUUUGUCCUCUUGGGCAAGUAAGAUGCAGCUGCUGCUUUACUAAGGGCAAAAUUGCUUGUCCGAACAACAUAUGUGGCGCCAUCUAUGACUAUAUUGUGCAACAUCAUGCAUCUUCACCACCUGCUCCUCACUGGAAAAACAGCGAUGCUCAACAAUGGUCGGUAGACCCUUGGAGCAUUUGUCAGUGUUUUAUAAAUGCUCCAGGGUACGAGCAGAAGCAAUCUGCUAGUGAAACUGAUUGUACUGGGUUAUUACACCUAUUGAUAAAUAACCAGUAUUUUCAUAGCCACAUUGCAUGCGAUGUCACAGAAACAAACAACCUGUUUUCAAAGGUUCGUCAGUACAGGAAUGAUAUUUUUCACUCAAGCAGCUUGGAAUUAGAAGAAAGUGAGGCAAAUUCUUAUAUUGACGAUAUGAUAGGAGUUCUACAAGAUGGUAAGGAGCUAUUACAACGAUCAGAUGCACAGAUAGCAGUGAAGAAACUUCAAGAUCUCAAGAAGAAAGACUUCAUUAUAACUACUGAAGGGUUUGAAGAAAUUCUGAGACAAAUCAAGGAAGAAAUGGAAAAUGCUCCAACUAAAGAGGAAUAUGAAGAGCUCAAAGCACAGAUGUCCAAACUUAAAGAGGAGAUAAAAAGACUCCAAGUAGAAGAUUCUCCACAACAAAAGCAGCUAGAAUAUGAAAAGGCUAAAUCAGAAUCGCAAAAAAAGCUGAUAGAACAGUAUCACAAAACCCUGCUGCAGGUCCCUACAAUACCUUUACAACCAAAAAGUAAAAAAUGUAGCUUUAAUGAGAUUUAUAUUAGACCCACAAUUAUGAGGGAAAUAAAAGGAGAAAAGGAAGAGAUAAAGGAAGUAAAGGUUAAAACAAUGUCUGAAAUGUUCACAAAGAAUGGAUUCCCCCAAAAAUCUGUAUAUGUUCUAGGAGAUGCAGGGUCAGGAAAAAACUAGUUUUUGUAAAUAUCUGGUCAACUGUUGGUGUUUGGCACAUUUUGAGCAACAUGAAGCUGACAGUGAAAAUGAAAGGCAUGGGGGCGGAAAUGAAAAACAUGGAGGUGACAAUGAAGAACCUGGAGGUGAUAAUGAGGAACAUGUAUGUGAUAAUGAAGAACAUGGAGGUGAUAAUGAAAUUGAAGGUGAGAAUGAAAAUGAAGGUUACAACAAAAAUGAUGAGCAUGAGGGCAGAAAUGAAAAACAUGGAAAGGACAGUGAAGAAAAUGGAGGUGAUAAUAAAGAAGAUGGAGAUGACAAUAACAAACAUGAAAAUGAUAUAGAAAGUGAAGAUAGCAGUGGGAAAUAUGGAAAUGACGAUGAAAGUGAAGGUGGCAAUUACAAAAAUGGA